Messenger RNA from Apiotrichum porosum, 915 nucleotides. RefSeq lists its product as uncharacterized. The transcript is spliced from 9 exons. Gene Ontology annotation, molecular function: DNA binding. NCBI's taxonomy places the organism in Eukaryota, Fungi, Basidiomycota, Tremellomycetes, Trichosporonales, Trichosporonaceae. Gene Ontology annotation, biological process: DNA integration; DNA recombination. The coding region runs from base 1 to 915 and encodes 304 amino acids. The record is from RefSeq and is a predicted model, not a curated record.
AUGGACUCGAGCUUCAUGCCGCCAAUUGAGACUUUGCUCGACCCCUCCUUCACCGCAGGUGGUGCACGUCUCCUCGAGGUGGAAAACGACGUCGCCCAGGGCGACGCCAAGACUCCGACCAACGGCAUGGUCAACUCUUGGCUGAAGACGGUCACAUCCAACGCGGAGUUCGAAAAGCCUGUCACCACACACGCUUUCCGCCACUUUGCGUUGCAUGUGGUGUUCAGGAAGGGCGGUCUUGAUGCGACCCGCAUGGUCGCCGGCCACGCUUCGCUCCGCGUCACCCGCGGCUACCUCGCCAAGAUGCUGCCCGAUCACGUCUCUUGGGCCGCGUUUGGCGACGAGGCCAUGUCGCCCAGCACGUUCGAGCGAGUGAGCAAGGCUGCUGUGCCUGCCACUCACCACGGACGCUGGGUCGACCUCGGCCAACGCCUUGAGCGAGUUCUGCGGCACCCUGGACUGGUCCAGAGCCGCGAGUGGCAGGCAAGGAUCCGCGACCAGGUCGCCACCGAGUUUGCGACCGUUGCUUUCGCCCCUCCUGAUCUGCGUGAGCAGUAUGAGGAGGCCGCUGGCGAGUACGCAAAGGUGUUCAAGCGCGUUGGCGCUCUCGACAUCCAGCAGUUUGAGAUUCUGCUGCACGAGGUGAUCCUUGGCGGCACCGAGGAGUCGACGGGGCGCACGAAGACACAGCCUACGUUCGACCAGACGGUGUGGCAGCAGCAUCUCUGCAAGCUGCUGGUGGGAGGAACUGAAGGCUUCAUCGAGGCCUUCAACAUCAUGAAGCAGGUCGAAGGUAGACAUUUGGAUGAUUGUGACGGGGACGACGAGGACGGGGUGGAGAACGCUGAUGGCGAUUCGGACACUUCAAGCGAUGAGGAUGAGAAGGACUCGACUCACGAUGCUGCACUCUUGUAA